Microthlaspi erraticum is the source of this 387-nucleotide messenger RNA. Lineage: Eukaryota; Viridiplantae; Streptophyta; Magnoliopsida; Brassicales; Brassicaceae. The record is from the annotation of a GenBank genome assembly.
AUGGUGAGACGUUUUUCGUACGCGGAGAAAGGAAAAGCUCUAGACAUACCCACAGCUCAACCACCGAGAAGACGAAUAAGAGCUCCGGAGAUGGACACAUCCGAUCUUGUCCGCCAAAACUCGCUUACACUCAUAGGAAGACUCACAAAUCCGCAGGAACAGAGAAUGUGGACGAUGAUUCCCUACAUCUCUAGCCGCUGGGAACUACGAGGGAGAGCGGUGGUUUCGGACAUAGGCAACCACUGCUUCCAGUUCCGGUUCGACUACGACGAAGACCUGCAAAAAGUCCUCAACAACAGACCAUAUCAGUACGCAAGAUGGAUGCUCAUCCUCCAAAAAUGGGAACCAAUCAUCUCCUCGACCUUCCCAUCUCAGAUCCCGUUCUGA